AUGGCGGCCCAUUUCACAGGCGAGGAAACUGAGGCUCAGGACAGCCCCUCGGCGCUGCUCCAGGGCUGCCUGAGGCGAAGCCUUCAACAGCCCCUACGCCCAAAGGUGGGGCCCGCGCUGGGGACGGGGAGCCUGGGGGAGAGACCCCAGGGCCAGGGGGGCCAGCAGAGCCCCCCACCCGAGUCGCAAGCAGAAAUUCAUUUCUCCGAAUGGUCAAAGGAACACAUCGGGGGGAGUGAGCCAGGGACGCUGGCGUUUGUCCACCACUCGGACCUGGUGGCCUGCCCUGUGGGUGUGCCCUCCCCAGCCUCCAACGCUGGCUGCCUGCCAAGGCCCAGGUGUCAGGCUGCUCUGCGGUGGGGGGGCGGAGACUGGGGCAGGAAGUGUGUGACAUGGGACCGGGAGAGGGUGGCCAGGCUCCCGCGGGGCCUGGGCACUCCAUGGUCUGGGCAUGGGGCCCCUGGGCACGGCCCUGGUGCUCCUGGCACAGUGCUGGGCCCUGCCGGGAGCCAGCGGAGAGUGAGUGGGCGGCAGUGGCCCGAGUCGCUGCGGGCCCGGGAGGGCAGCCAGGUGACCCUCGUCUGCCAGGUGGCCCAGACACAGGCCUGGGAGCGCCUCCGCCUCCAGUGGACCAAGGACGGGGCGGUCCUGUGUGAGCCGGCCGUCGCCAACGGCAGCCUGAGCGGGCCGGCCUGUGGGCCGCAGGGACGGCUCUCCUGGAGGCCGCCGGGGGCCCUGGCCCUGCAGCUGGACCGCGUAAGCGCCAACGACAGCGGGCACUACUUGUGCCAGGCCGCCGUGGAGAUCCCGGAGCUGGAGGAGGCCGAGGGCAACGCGACACGGCUGCUGGUGGACGCAGUGUCCCCUCUCCACGCCCCCGCAGGAAAUGCAUUGUACUCCAACGUCCUGUACCAGCCCCGCAGGGCCCCAAAGAAGACCGAGGCCUGGGCUGGCCAGCGGAAGGUGCUGGACGCCCGCGGUGAGGACCAGACAGGCCCGAGCGCCUAUUCAGACUCUCUCCCGCAGCCGGGGGCCUGCCAGCCACGUCCAGAUCGCAUCCUGGCUCUCUCCUGACCCAGGCCCCUCAGGGCAGCCAAGGGCAUCCCCUAAACUGAGGGGGACGCCGAGGGCCCUGGGGGCGCCGAGCAGUGGCUGUGAGAAGGCGGAACUGCUUGGGGAGCGGCGGGGACUCAUUUCUAGGCCCUGGAUGGCCUGUCACCUCCGGACACUCAAUAAAGGCUGGCGGACAGAG
This is a messenger RNA of Tupaia belangeri chinensis (Chinese tree shrew), 1252 nucleotides long. It is a transcript of the gene TMIGD2, whose product is annotated as transmembrane and immunoglobulin domain containing 2. The record is from RefSeq and is a predicted model, not a curated record. Gene Ontology annotation, biological process: B cell differentiation; B cell receptor signaling pathway. Lineage: Eukaryota; Metazoa; Chordata; Mammalia; Scandentia; Tupaiidae. The coding region runs from base 1 to 1074 and encodes 357 amino acids. Gene Ontology annotation, cellular component: external side of plasma membrane; B cell receptor complex. The transcript has 5 exons.